Messenger RNA from Nasonia vitripennis (jewel wasp), 853 nucleotides. It is a transcript of the gene SP128, whose product is annotated as serine protease 128. Gene Ontology annotation, molecular function: serine-type endopeptidase activity. The record is from RefSeq and is marked validated. Lineage: Eukaryota; Metazoa; Arthropoda; Insecta; Hymenoptera; Pteromalidae. Gene Ontology annotation, biological process: proteolysis.
GCUUAGUUCACUUUAAUAUUGAUCAGCAGUAACAUGAAGUCUUACGCGAUACUCCUGCUAGUUUCGUUGGUAGCUGGUACCCAUGCUGGAGUCACCAGAGUGGUUGGUGGCUCGGAUGCACCGGAUGGAAAAUACAAGUACCAGGCUUACUUGAAAGACAAUCAAGGAUUUCUCUGUGGAGCUUCGAUAAUUAGCAAACGAUACUUGCUCACCGCUGCUCAUUGCUUCUUAGGAGUUAAUCCAGCUAACGUGAAAGCCGUAGUCGGUACCAACGUAUUCAUGAACGCUACUGUUGGUGAUGAGUAUCAAGCAGAAUCAUUUGUCGUUCACGAAGAGUAUAGCAGACCAGGAGGCGAUCACGGAGUUAACGACAUAGCCGUAGUGCGAGUACGAAAAGACAUUGUCUUCAAUGACAAAGUUCAACCAGUUAAAUUGCCCAACGUGGGUGAACAAAUUGCCGAUGAUUCAAGUGUCACGUUCAGUGGGUGGGGUAUUCUGAAGUACGGAGGAGUUUAUCCAAAAGUACUCCAACAACUUGAACUGAAAAUCCACAAUCAAGCAGCGUGUAAAAAUGAUUGGUUGAGAUUAAAACUGAUACUCAUCGAAGACAGCAUGCUUUGCACCAAAGGAAAACGCGGAGAAGGCGUUUGUCACGGAGACUCUGGAGGCCCUUUGGUCACCGAGGAUGGUGUUCAAGUUGGUGUCCUGUCUUUUGGAUACCCCUGUGCCUUUGGCCACCCCGACAUUUACACGAGAGUAUCUGCUUACGUUGAUUGGAUCAGUCAGUUUUUAAAUUAAUAUGAAAAAAUUGUAAUGCAACUCUUUAAAAUAAAUUAUGAAUUGAUAUAAUACG